GCGCCCCCAUUGUCAGGUCUUUUACUGCAAGUCUGUGUUACAAGCUUGCUACGCAAUAGCAAUUGAUUAAAGUUAUCCAUCAUGGUACAAAGACUUACCUACAGGAGAAGACUCUCCUACAACACAAAGUCAAACUUGGUCAAAAUUUCAAAGACACCAGGUGGCAAACUGACAUACCUGUACCAGAAGAAAAGGGCAUCCCCUGUCAGGUGUGGAGACUGCAGGUGCAAACUCCCUGGUGUUGUUGCAGCUCGCCCCAAGAAGUUGAUGCGAAUUUCGCAGACUAAGAAACAUGUCACAAGAGCGUAUGGAGGUUCCAGAUGUGGUGCCUGCGUUAGGUUAAGAAUUGUGCGUGCUUUCUUGCUGGAAGAACAGAAGAUCGUCCAUCGGGUGUUGAAGGCGCAGCAAGCUGCCAAGAAGUAGACAGCUGUUUCACUCAGUCUAAUUUGGAAUGUACAGAAUAAAAAAUACCUGGGGAAAAAUCAUGAAAUUCACUUUAUGUUCUUUUUUGCUGUUUUACUGAUGAACACAAAACUAUGUAGUUUCACAAUAAGUAAUAAUACACAAUUACAUCUUAAUGUAUUUUCUGAAUUGAUUUUUUGAUAAAUUAAUUGUUUUUUUUAAAUAUUUAUUUCUCCGAGCAUCAAUACAUUUCAACUCCAAUUACACAUGUCGGAACGCAAACUAUUAAACAUAAUACGCUCAUGAAAGUGGUCCUAGAUGAAAUGAAAGAAUGUUGAAUAUCAAUCAGACCCAUUCAGUUUCUUAAAUUAGCUAGGUCUAAAACAACUAAGGCUAAGGGCUAGGCCAGGCCUAAGCCCGAGUCAUUUCAAGCAGCAUGAAAGCUACUGAAAAGGAAAGGUGAGAUUAUUAGCAUAGUUGUAUAUUUCCAUACACUAGAAAGAAUUUACUCAAUAUUUAAAUAAUGAAUUAAAAAGCUAGUGAAUUAAAUUUAAUCCUUUGUACCAUUCUAAUUAAUGAUACAGUUAUUAAAUUAAUUGUACUAGUAAUUACAUAAAUUUCAUAUAAAAUCUUUAUUUUCCCUUAGGUAUUUGUACUCUUAAUUGGUACAAAAGAAAUUUAUUUAAAAAUCUAUUCAUUAAAUACAUUUGGUCAUAGUCACACAUGUACUGUACAGACAAUUCUUUACAAACAUUAAAAAAAAUAAUUCAUGCGACUCUCGAAAA
This is a messenger RNA of Anneissia japonica, 1187 nucleotides long. RefSeq names its product 60S ribosomal protein L34-like. Gene Ontology annotation, molecular function: structural constituent of ribosome. Gene Ontology annotation, cellular component: ribosome. Lineage: Eukaryota; Metazoa; Echinodermata; Crinoidea; Comatulida; Comatulidae. The record is from RefSeq and is a predicted model, not a curated record. Gene Ontology annotation, biological process: translation. Bases 82 to 423 code for a protein of 113 amino acids. The transcript is spliced from 6 exons.